UUCAAUGAAAACUGGACGCUUCAAUUAAUGGCAAAUCAAUGUAGCCGGUGAAAUGCACAUACAUUUUACCUAAAGCUUUCAUGAUAUUACUAAAAGUACUGUGUGAUUGUCAAAAGAGAUUGGUGAUGCAUUAAAUGCUUGCCUUGUGUUCAGCAUGGUGCGUAGUAGCUCUGAACAUUCAAAGACGUGAUAAAGUUCCACCUAAAUCUUUCGUAAGCACCAGACUCUUUAUAUGCCUGUUGGGGGUGAAGCUUUCCAACACAAAGCAGUAAGAGACCUAAGGGCUGAGAAGAGGGGUCGGAGUGACCAAGGAAAAAGUUCCAAAAUGGCCAAAGAGCAGGCCUUUUUGUCUACAGAGAUAGUGAACCAGGGAGUGCAGGAAACAGGGCCAAAUGCAGGGUCCAUGACAUUCUCUGUUAGAGUCAGGAGAAGGCUUCCUGAUUUUCUUCAGUCUGUGAACUUGAAGUAUGUGAAGUUGGGUUAUCAUUAUUUGAUCAGUCAUGCUGUUUAUCUGUUUACAGUGCCUGCUAUCCUUCUGGCCUUUAGUGCAGAGGUCGGUAGCUUGAGACAGCAGGAUCUCUGGAAACUGUGGGAGCAACCCCAGUUUGAUUUGACAACUGCCCUUACUUUCUCUGGGGCUAUUGUUUUUAUGCUCUGUCUCUACUUCUUGUCCAGGCCUCGGUCUAUUUAUCUUGUGGACUUUGCUUGCUUCAAGCCAUCAGAUGAUCUCAAGGUCUCCAAAGAGGAAUUCAUCAAAAUGGCCAAAAGUUCCGGCCAUUUUGACGAUGCAAGCCUGGACUUCCAGAAGAGAAUCCUGGACAGAUCAGGACUGGGGGAAGAGACAUAUUUGCCAAAGGCAGUAAUGGGUUCAGGCAUAUGUUCCACCAUGAAAGAAGGCCGAGCAGAGGCAGAAAUGGUGAUGUUCGGUGCAUUGGAUGAAUUGUUCGAGAAGUGCAGAGUGAGGCCUAAAGACAUAGGCAUCUUGGUUGUCAACUGCAGCCUGUUCAACCCCACUCCAUCUCUUUCUGCCAUGAUUGUUAACCACUACAAGAUGAGAGGCAACAUUUUGAGCUUCAAUCUGGGAGGAAUGGGGUGCAGUGCAGGGAUUAUAUCUCUGGAUCUGGCAAGAGACAUGCUGCAAGCACAUCCCAAUAGUUAUGCAGUUGUGGUGAGCACUGAGAUGAUAACAUUCAACUGGUAUACUGGCUCAGAAAGGUCCAUGCUCAUGCCCAACUGUUUCUUCCGCAUGGGGUGUUCUGCAAUGUUGUUGUCUAACAAGAGGAGAGACAGGAGAAGGGCUAAGUACGAGCUCUCACUAAUAGUUCGCACUCACAAAGGAGCCGAUGAUAGAAGUUUCAGGUGUGUCUACCAGCAAGAAGAUGACAAGCGGAAGAAAGGUUUGUUUGUCUCCAAGGACCUGCUUGAAAUAGGAGGCCAUGCCUUGAAAGCCAAUAUCACAACCUUGGGUCCACUGGUUCUCCCACUCUCUGAGCAACUCCUGUUCUUGGCUACUCUAGUCUGUCGUAAGGUCCUGAAAAUGGAGCAUGUGAAGCCUUAUAUACCAGACUUCAAGCUUGCCUUUGAACAUUUCUGCAUCCAUGCCGGAGGCAAGACCAUUCUGGAUGAGUUGCAGAACAAUCUGGGUCUCUCCAACAAGCACAUGGAAGCAUCCAGAAUGACUCUCCACAGGUUUGGUAACACCUCCAGCAGUUCUCUCUGGUAUGAACUUGCUUACAUGGAAGCCAAGAAAAAGAUCAAGAGUGGUGACAGAAUAUGGCAGAUUGCAUUUGGGUCUGGGUUCAAGUGCAACAGUGCUGUGUGGAAAGCUCUGAGGACUGUCAAAAAGACUGACAGGAAUCCCUGGGUAGACUGUGUUGAAAGGUAUCCUGUGGAGAUCCCUGAUGUGCCAAGGGUUUGAUGGGGAAGAAGGAAUAAUUAUUUUGCUUCAAAGCUACUAGUUUAAUUUGCACAAGGCAAUCAAUUGCUGUUUUGUGAUGAUUACUAUCGGCUUAGACAAACAGCAAUAUUGGAAUUGUGGCUAGAGAAAAUAUAGUAUCUGUCAUUAAAGAUUGACUGCAUUAUUGCUAGCUUAGAAGGAAGUGUGUUAGUAUUUGCUUAAUUAAGCACAACACAUCAUUGUCAUUUAUUUAUGUGUAUGGUUUAUCCAUUUAAUAGAUCAAUUUAUCUGGUGUUUUCAUGAA
Molecule: messenger RNA, 2201 nt
Organism: Cryptomeria japonica (Japanese cedar)
Lineage: Eukaryota; Viridiplantae; Streptophyta; Pinopsida; Cupressales; Cupressaceae
Product: 3-ketoacyl-CoA synthase 10
Exons: 3
Coding region: 233-1918 (561 amino acids)
Biological process (GO): fatty acid biosynthetic process
Cellular component (GO): membrane
Molecular function (GO): acyltransferase activity, transferring groups other than amino-acyl groups
Source: RefSeq, a predicted model, not a curated record